UCACCACACAGUAUAAUACGGGCGUCGGAGGAGGACACACCUCUCCGUCGCCCCGAGGUUAUAAACAUUCACAGUCGCGCUCUACACUCGCUGCUGCUCCGUGUGUGUGUGGUCUAGUCACUGUUACUCAGGUGUACAGUACUAUAGUGGAGAGGCGGUUAUAGCAGGUAGUGACAUUCCCGGCACCCGGCCAUCCUCACCACCACCGCCCAUUUCCUCCACCCACUGACACCUCCGCCCAUAUUUGAGGAGAGUAGUGGUGUGUGUGCGUGGCUCUCAAAUAGUGUUGUGGGGGAGGUCGACUAGUGAACCCGUUUGGUAAGGGAGCCAGCCAGCCAGCACCAGCGUCAAGGUCGCCUCAUAGAACAGGGUGUUGCUACAGUAAUGUGUUGUGGUGCAUUAGUACACUGCCGUCUCCCUGCACAUGGAGACCCACAUAGUGUACAGUACUACACCUUCUCACAGUGUACGCUCUUACACCCGCUGGUUACACUACAAAAUGUGUGAAAACAAUUAUCAAGAGCUGUGUAUCAAGUGAGUUAGUGAAUAUAGUAGUGGAGUGUGUUUAAAGGAGUGUAAUACCUGGGCCAUCACAUGGUUAAAAUGGGGCUCAAGGAACUGGACCCAGCUGAGAAGUGGACGCAUCCACCCAAGAAGAAAUGGAUAUUUAACUAUUUAGCUGAUGAUGACGGUGGGGACGAUGGUGCGCCAGACGAAACGGGCAAGAGAGAAGUGUUCAGACGAGACAACACGUAUAGUAGAGUACCGCCCACUACCACCACCCCCCCCACCACCACCAAUAACAACACCCAUCACCAUCACUAUCACCAUCACCACCACCACCUUAACAAUAACCAUAGUGGUGGAGGUUUGGCUACCGCCACAUCCCCACCUCCUCCACGUACAGCCCCCUCCAGUCCCGGCCAUGCCCGUGAAGAGCUGCAACAUCAUCAACAUCAACAGCGGCGGGUUCCUGCGUUAACGCCGCCCAUGGGUAGUGUGAGGGGGGGUGUGGUAGGGUGUGGUGGUCAGCAGCAGACAUCACCGCGAACCUCCGUGUCAUACCCGGGUUCACCAGCCUCCUCCUCCCCGCCACACCUCACAGUGACCCCGAGAGGUAGUGCAGCUUCCCCAUUGGGACUGCUCAGCGCUUUCCGCCAGGACUCCUCCUCCCCGCCCACCACCUCCACUGCCUCUUCCGCCUCCUCCUCUGACCCUUCCUCCAUCACCCGCCUCCCUCACGACGCAGCCCUCCACCUUACCAACGGCCUCACACGUCAUAAUGGUCUUAGUAAGUCGUUGGCAGCGCUGUCACCUUCCCCUCACACCCUCACGCAUCACGGCCUCUACUCGCCCGAGGAUCCUGCCUUCAAGGACGACAAGAAGCGCUCUGGAAGCACGCCAUCACGGGAAGUCCAUAACAAGCUGGAGAAGAACAGGCGGGCGCAUCUGAAGGAAUGUUUUGAGACCCUAAGACGCCAACUGCCAUCUAUGGACGACAAGAAGAUCUCCAACCAGACCAUAUUAAAGGCCGCUCACAGACACAUCCAGAAUUUGAAAAGAAAAGAGCGGGAGUAUGAACACGAGAUGGAACGUUUGGCCAGGGAGAAGAUCGCUCACCAACAGAAGUUGUCGGUGCUGAAGAAGGAAUUGUCAGCACGCUGGGACCACAUUGACUUUAACGCAUUACUCCCUGACAUGGCGUCCCUCGAACAACAUCGUGAUAAAGAGACCAAGUCGACCACCACUGCUUCUGAACAGCCAGACCUUGAGGAUGACACCCCAAGGGAUGCCGGCACUCAGGCUUCCUCCAUCGCCGCUCCUUGUACGCUCUCUCCUCGUCUGCACUCGGAGCCCCCUAGAGGGGCAAUCACCUUUGCUACCAUUGGUAUAGACGGGAGUUCCAAUAUUGGCUCUUCAGGUUUGGUACCUAGAGACCAUUUUACAGACCCUAACCAACCACUUAAUUUGUCAACCAGUAUCGUUGACUCAUCGAGAGCGUCUCCUCGGAUGCAACAGCUGGUUUCUCAAGGGAGAUCCCCACACCACAACGGUGAGUGGGGAUCACGGCAAGCGUCGCCACAUUAUACUUCAGCGGCGUACACUACCAGCAGCGAGGAAGACACGUGGCCAUCUCCAGAUAGUACCGUGGCACCCACCUUAACGCGGGAGACCGUGACAAGCGUACAUGGCGAGCAUUUACCAAUAAUGGGAAGCACAGGUAUUCAUCUACCAGCACAGCUGGUAGCAGGUGGAAUGCAACUUAAUGGUGCUCCAGGGGGUUUGUUAGGCCAGCCAGCCAUUCAGGUCAUCACCCCAGAAGGUUACAAAUUGCUGCCAGCAGACCACGCACCUAAUGGUGCUAAGCCGCUCACAAUCACACUUGCACAUCCAGCAGAUGGACUUGACAGAGGUGAAAACUCUGAUGAAGUAAAAACAAGUGCAGGUCCAAUGAUGGUUGCCCUCAAGAAUGGACUCCCUGCACUACAUCUGACUGUUCCUACCACUGCCCGGUCACUCUCUCAUACUCAAGGCGCAAAUGGAGCAAUAACAACGGUACCUCUAAACCUAAGUGUUGGAGGAGGACCAACCGUCAAGGUGACGCAGGCAACUACAUCCUCAAUCUUGUCGUCUUACGUGCCCAUAACUCACCCCAAUGGUAUCACACAGUUGGUGUCUGCUGGUCUGGGCAGCAGCAUGGGAACUCUUGUGUCUGGAAUCGGUCCUUCAAUAGUUACACCUCUGGUGGUAUCCCAGCAACAACGUGGUGGUAUGCCAGGCACCGUUACAACGGUUGGCAGUAAGGGGAUAAAAGCUACUGCUAUGGGAGGAACUGCCACCAGUAUGCCAUUGGUAUCGACCCAAUACACCACUUCCCUCGCCAGUGGUCUAGGAGGACUGGUGAAGCCUGUGGUCGUAGUGUCUGCUCCAGCAGCAGUCGCAGGGCUGAUGGCUGGGGCUCACACGGUGGCCUCUGGCAAGCCCUGAUGUGCACCACUUGGAGACAAUCCCAGGAGAGUACAAGCCAUACCUCAGCUGUGGGCCGGGCUUGAGGCUCUUAGUCUCUGCUGUCGCCCACUUUCACCGCCACUCUCAUUCUUCAUCGUCAUACUUGUUAUCAUGAGAAAACUAGUACAUAUUUUCAUGUUUAUUUUUAUGUGAGAUCAAACUUGACAUUCAUGGCAAGUUUCUCUAUGUACAUUUUCAUUACCGGUGAUGUUGGAGAUAAAUAAGGAUAUCUAGUUAUUCUUAAUUUUUAAAAUUUUAUUAGGUAAAUUAUUUUAUAAGGUGGCCAGCAUGGAAUCCAGGCUGCACCAGGAAGUGUGUGGUAUUGAAGGCGACUAUAGCCGGGGACUGGUCAUCAGUACCCGGCGGUCACCAAACUGUGAUAGUGGUUCAUCUAGUGACUCUUGUUCUCUGAGAGUUGCUGGGUAGGACUCCAUUAUGCUGGUGGAUGCACACUGCUCAACAUGGUGCCAGCCACCAUAUUUGUGUUGCACUCACUGGUGUAUAUAGCAUCACCCACCUGGUUGUUGGUGUUAUUGUUAUCAAACCUUGUUGUAAAUGUCUUAUCUUUAUUAUGUAUUGUGUAUGUAUACCUUCUUUUUUUUUGACCAAAUGAUCCUUUUAAAGGUGACUAAAUGUUGCUGUGGCUCCCCUGAUGCUCUGCAUACAAAGUAUGCACGAGUUCACAACUGCUGACAGUGAUAUACACCCGCUCAGGGUGACGCGGUUUCCCCCUCUUCCUCAGACCUGCCGCCCACCUCACCAAAUAUCCCAAGUGUACAAAUUCAACUGGUAGUCAGUUGUUACAUGCAAGUGUAUUGGCUGCAGUCUAUUGUACCAAGUGUUUUAGUGUCACUCUGGGCGGCAGUACUAUGCCAGAUCUCAGGGUUGACGGGGGUCCUUGGACCUCUGCUCACCUCAGUGCAAACAAGCCAUACCCAAACCCUCUUAAUUGAUAGUAAAAUGUUUCAAAUGUC
Messenger RNA from Homarus americanus (American lobster), 3983 nucleotides. RefSeq lists its product as uncharacterized. Gene Ontology annotation, molecular function: RNA polymerase II cis-regulatory region sequence-specific DNA binding; protein dimerization activity; DNA-binding transcription factor activity, RNA polymerase II-specific. The record is from RefSeq and is a predicted model, not a curated record. NCBI's taxonomy places the organism in Eukaryota, Metazoa, Arthropoda, Malacostraca, Decapoda, Nephropidae. Gene Ontology annotation, biological process: regulation of transcription by RNA polymerase II. The transcript has 7 exons. Bases 595 to 2988 code for a protein of 797 amino acids.